CUCAGAGUGAUUGUUAUGUACUUGCGUGACCGGCUUUUAAUACAAACAACUAACCUGAACUAACCAAUAAUCAUAACUGUUUGAUAAAUAAUAACUUGGAACUUUAAAUAUUUUAAUUAUUUAAUUAAUUUUAUCUGAGUUGAUCUUGUAAACAUGUAUUCACUCGCUCAUAAAACCGAAAAUGCACAUGAAGAUAGUAUUUGGAGUUGUGCUUGGGGUCGGCCAAAAAAGAAAACCGAUACUCAGCCAGACAACGAAGAUUCACAAGAUUCAAUUCGAUCAUCCUCUGACGACGCUGAAUACAUUGUCACUGGCUCAGUAGAUGACUUGGUAAAAGUUUGGGAACAAAAGAACGGCAGUCUAAAAUUAAAACACAAGUUAUCAGGACAUUCACUUGGAGUUGUAUCUGUCGCAAUAAGUUCCGAUGGCACAAAAUGUGCAUCAAGUUCCUUGGACUCAAGCUUGAGACUGUGGGAUUUAGAGUCUGGUGAGAGAAUCUCGAGUAUUGAAGUCGGCCCGGUUGAUAUUUGGACUGUUGUAUUUUCUCCUGACGACAAAUUUAUAGUUUCUGGAAGUCAUGCAGGCAAAAUUCACUUGUAUGGAACUGAAAGUGGUAAACAAGAACAAUCAUUGGACACCAGAGGAGGAAAGUUUACUUUGAGUGUAGCUUAUAGUCCUGAUGGAAAGUAUAUUGCCAGCGGUGCUAUUGAUGGAAUAAUCAAUAUAUUCGAUGUAGCAUAUGGAAAAGUCUUGAGAACAUUGGAAGGUCAUGCUAUGCCUAUUCGAUCACUCUGCUUUUCUCCGGAUUCACAAUUACUUUUAACAGCUUCUGACGACGGACAUAUGAAGCUUUAUGAUGUAAAAGACGCAAAUGUUGCUGGAACAUUGUCAGGUCAUGCAUCGUGGGUUCUCGGAGUAGCUUUUGGUCCGGAUGGUCAAAAAUUUGCUUCAAGCAGUUCUGAUCAUACUGUUAAAAUUUGGGAAUUAGCACAAAGACAGUGCUUACACACUUUCAAUGAUCACAAUGAUCAAGUUUGGGCAGUAAAAUAUCAUCCUGAAAAAAAUAAUUUACUCGUUUCAGUCUCAGAAGACAAAUCCAUUAAUUUGUAUGAAUGUCCACAGUGAUGAAAAAAUAUUAUUAUUAUAUAAUACCUAAAAUGUAAAUUACAUUAAAAACUUAUUCUUACAUACUA
Messenger RNA from Cotesia glomerata, 1193 nucleotides. Its product is annotated as WD repeat-containing protein 61. The transcript is spliced from 8 exons. NCBI's taxonomy places the organism in Eukaryota, Metazoa, Arthropoda, Insecta, Hymenoptera, Braconidae. Gene Ontology annotation, cellular component: Cdc73/Paf1 complex. The coding region runs from base 154 to 1125 and encodes 323 amino acids. Gene Ontology annotation, molecular function: protein binding. The record is from RefSeq and is a predicted model, not a curated record.